This is a messenger RNA of Drosophila virilis, 904 nucleotides long. RefSeq lists its product as uncharacterized. NCBI's taxonomy places the organism in Eukaryota, Metazoa, Arthropoda, Insecta, Diptera, Drosophilidae. The record is from RefSeq and is a predicted model, not a curated record.
UUAACAUAUUAAAGGCCUUCAAGAUGGAAGAUCAACAAUCAGAAAACAUACCAAUCGACGAUGAGUGUGAUUCCCCGAUUGGAAUAAGUCUAUUGCAAAUCUGUUAUUUUAUUGCCUUGUUCGAUUUUGCUCAGUCAAUUUACUUUUUGGCUCAGUCCACCAGCCUAUUGGUAUUGAAUGUAAAUCUUUACACAAUGGUUGCCUUCGCGGGAUCGAUAUUUUGGAUUUUGAUGGUAAUUCUGCUUAUUGUGGGCCUCUGGAAGCGGCGUCUCCGAUUAAUAAUUUGCUGGUUGAUUUUUUCGAUAAUUGGAAUUAUCGUUGACAUAUUCUUUUUCGUCUGGACUAUUUCAAUUUCCGAGUAUGUCCAAUGGCCACAAAUAAUACAGUUUACUCUUCUAUAUCUCGGUAUAGUUGUUGAAUGGUUGUGCAUUUAUAUUGUCUACAGAUACUGUUUAAAUAUAGUUAUGCUAUCUACCGAUCGUGAAAAGCAGGAUCAACCCAACACUGAUCACCCGAUCGAACUGGCGCCUUCGAAUCAUCAAAAGGCAAGCUCUGCAAAUUCUAGAACUCAAAAGCCAAAAAAAAAACGUGCCAAGACAAUAAUAGUUAAAAAUUCAAGCAAUCGAAGUCGAGGUUUUGAAUUACUAAAACAUAAUGACAAAACUGAUGAGACAAAUUUCGAUACGCCGCAAACGCUGCGCGAUAGCUUAGAAAAAGAAUCUUAUAAGGAUAAACGGAUUAGACACUAAGUCUCAACAUAUAUUUUAUACACUGAACAAGUUCAUUAUAGCCAUAUUACAAAUGCAUGAAUUCCAACAUCUCUGCGCAAAAAGGCAAAUGCACGUAUAUAUGUACCUAUAUAAUGAUAAUAGAUUCCGAUUGGCAUUUACACACAAUGCAAAAA